AUGGCAGAUGGCGAUGAUGGACCUGCGACAUCCGUCUCCGAACCUCUCGACUUGGUCCGGUUAUCGCUCGAUGAAAUAGUUUUUGUGAAGCUACGAGGAGACAGAGAGCUUAGAGGUCGCUUACAUGCAUAUGACAGUCAUUGCAACCUUGUUCUUGGUGAAGUCGAGGAGACAAUCUACAUCGUGGAUGAAGAUGAAAAUGAACAAGAAAUUAUCAAGACAAUCAAGCGUCAAGAGGAAAUGUUAUUUGUCCGAGGAGAUUCUGUUGUCCUCAUUUCGCCGCAAUCUUCUCUGUGA
Ophidiomyces ophidiicola is the source of this 297-nucleotide messenger RNA. RefSeq names its product U4/U6-U5 snRNP complex subunit lsm3 (gene LSM3). Gene Ontology annotation, cellular component: Lsm1-7-Pat1 complex; U4/U6 x U5 tri-snRNP complex; U6 snRNP. Gene Ontology annotation, molecular function: RNA binding. Gene Ontology annotation, biological process: mRNA splicing, via spliceosome; P-body assembly. NCBI's taxonomy places the organism in Eukaryota, Fungi, Ascomycota, Eurotiomycetes, Onygenales, Onygenaceae. The coding region runs from base 1 to 297 and encodes 98 amino acids. The transcript is spliced from 4 exons. The record is from RefSeq and is a predicted model, not a curated record.